UAGCUGUAGCAUCGUAAUAUGGCCGUAAUGGCGACCAGCGUAAGCGCUGGGAAGGAAUGUGUCGGUUUCGGAAGUCGUCGGAGGUCGUGACACACUGUGAUAUAUUUGCGUAUUUGAGGAAAUUUGCAGAUCAGUUGUUUUUACCAUUUUAACUAAUUCUGCAAUUUAAUGCUCAUUAUUCACUAAAAGUACACAAAGCAGGACCAAAAGUAGAUGAUAAUGAUUCGAGUAGGACUGACAGCAGCUCUUUGUAGGCUUUGUAUUUCUGAUGUCCAAAGCAGUAACACGUCAACAAGGUUAAUCAGUACUGGUAUCAGUCCUCUGUUCUUUAAAGCUUCUACAUGUCUCUAUGCCGAGCCUUUGAAGAAAAAGAAACGAAUAGAUCCUGCUAUUUUAAAGCAGAGAGAAGAACGAAAGAAGAAGAGACUGGAAAAGCAGAUCCGUCGUCUUGAAAGGAAUGCUAAGCAACUGAAACCUAUAGAUGAACUUGAAGUUCCAUUGGAAUUAGUUGAUGGAAAAAAAGAGAGAAUGAGGGAAGCAGCAGUUAUAACACCUGCAGUAGAAGAGGAACGUGCUCUGCUAACUAAGGACUGGACACGUUACAAGAGGAAGCAGCAUUUGAAGGAUAUGCAGAUGAUAGACAGGCUUAUGUUUGCACAGCAGAAAGCUCUUGAUGAGCUUCGUCAGGAAUCAGAGGAACUCUAUCAGGCAGCAAUACAGAUCAACCCUACACUGCUUCCUUUUACUGUUCGUGGACCAGUUAAAACACCCCCCAUCAAAGGGUAUGAUAGUCCAGAUGGGGAAUACACUGAUGUUUCCAAGAAAUGGUAGUACAAAUUUGUAGUGAAGUAAGAAUGCCACUGUUUUAGCGACUGUAGUAAUUGGAAUGGAUAAACAAUAAAUAGAAUACACUUCAUUAUUGAAAAUUA
Molecule: messenger RNA, 929 nt
Organism: Cryptotermes secundus
Lineage: Eukaryota; Metazoa; Arthropoda; Insecta; Blattodea; Kalotermitidae
Gene: mRpL40
Product: 39S ribosomal protein L40, mitochondrial
Exons: 5
Coding region: 214-831 (205 amino acids)
Cellular component (GO): mitochondrial large ribosomal subunit; mitochondrial ribosome
Source: RefSeq, a predicted model, not a curated record